This is a messenger RNA of Vicia villosa (hairy vetch), 2593 nucleotides long. RefSeq names its product pentatricopeptide repeat-containing protein At5g39980, chloroplastic-like. NCBI's taxonomy places the organism in Eukaryota, Viridiplantae, Streptophyta, Magnoliopsida, Fabales, Fabaceae. Gene Ontology annotation, molecular function: protein binding. Bases 56 to 2113 code for a protein of 685 amino acids. The transcript has a single exon. The record is from RefSeq and is a predicted model, not a curated record.
CCAUAUUCUACAAACUUAAUUGAAUUAGUUUCGUUACAAUUCAAAAUUACUAACCAUGUGCUCAAUCUCAUCCUACGCAACAUUUUCAACUCUUCUUAGUUCGUCUUCAUCUUCUUCUUCAUGUUCAUUCCCUUGUUCCUCCGCCAAAACCACCAUCUUUACCCUCUCAACCCCAAUCCCCACAACCACCAUCUCUAACGGAUCCGUCUCAGCCACACCCAAACAUGUCUGGACCCGAACCCCACGUUCCCCAUUUCCCAACACCAACAAACACCAACGUCGCACCAGAACCCAGCAACAACAAAAACAACAAUACGAACCCCCUUAUCUAGACCGCAGCGUCGACAUGAACGAACUCUCAACCUCAAUCAAACAAACCCACAACAUCGAACAACUCUACGCACUCAUGUCCCCUUACAAUAACAAACAACUCUCAAUCCGUUUCAUGGUCUCCAUCCUCUCCCGUGAACCCGAUUGGCAACGCUCUAUCGCAAUUCUCGACUGGAUGGACGAGAUAGCUCAAUACUCACCUUCACUCUCCGCUUACAACGUCGUCCUACGUAACGUACUUCGCGCUAAACAAUGGCAGUUUGCACACGGACUGUUCGACGAAAUGCGUCAAAAGGGUCUUUCCCCUGAUAAGUACACUUACUCCACACUCAUUACGUGUUUCAGUAAACAAGGUUUGUUUGAUUCAUCUUUCUUUUGGUUACAACAGAUGGAGCGUGACAAAGUUCCUGGUGACCUUGUUUUGUAUAGUAAUUUGAUUGAGCUUUCGCGGAAACUGGGUGAUUAUUCAAAAGCCAUUUCGAUUUUCAAUACGUUGAAAGCUUCUGCUAAUAUUGUCCUUGAUCUUAUAGCUUAUAAUACUAUGAUUAGUGUGUUUGGUAAGGCGAAGCUCUUAAAGGAAGCUCGUCUUCUUAUUCAAGAGAUGAGGGAUAAUGGUGUUAACCCGAAUACUACUAGUUACUCGACGCUUCUUGCGAUUUAUGUUGAUAAUCAGAAGUUUGUCGAGGCGCUUUCUUUGUUCGCGGAAAUGAAUGAAGUUAAAUGUCCGAUUGAUCUUACUACGUGUAAUAUUAUGAUUGAUGUUUAUGGUCAGCUUCAAAUGAUUAGGGAGGCUGAUUGCUUCUUCUGGGGUAUGAAGAAAAUGGGAAUUGAACCUAAUGUGGUUAGUUACAAUACUAUCUUGAGGGUUUAUGGAGAGGCUGAGCUAUUCGGGGAAGCUGUUCAUCUUUUUAGUUUGAUGCUAAUGAAAGGUAUACCACAGAAUGUUGUUACAUACAACACGAUGAUUAGUAUCUAUGGUAAAUCUCUUGAAGAUGAGAAAGCGACGAAUCUCAUUCAAGAAAUGCAGAGUAGAGGUAUUCAACCAAAUGCCAUCACUUACUCAACCAUAAUAUCUAUAUGGGAAAAGGCAGGGAAAUUGAACCGGGCAGCCAUGCUGUUUCACAAGUUAAGGACUUCUGGAGUUAAAAUUGAUGAGGUACUAUAUCAGACAAUGAUUGUUGCGUAUCAGAAAGCUGGAUUAGUUGCGCAUGCCAAAAGGCUACUUCAUGAGCUCAAGCAAGAGGAUAAUGUUUCCAGGGAGACGGCAAUCACAAUACUUGCCAAAGCCGGUAAAGUUGACGAGGCUUUGUGGGUUUUCCGACAGGCUUUUGAUGCGGGAGAGGUGAAAGAUAUAUCUGUAUUUGGGUGCAUCAUUGAUAUUUUCUCAAGGGACAGAAAGUAUGCACAUGUCGUUGAAGUGUUUGAGAAGAUGAGAGAGGUUGGACAUUUUCCAGAUUCUAAUGUUAUUGCUCUUGUGCUGAAUGCUUUUGGAAAGCUGCGGAAAUUUGAGAGAGCAGGUGCUUUAUAUAAACAGAUGUAUGAAGAAGGGUGUGUUUUUCCGGACGAAGUUCAUUUUCAAAUGCUUGAUUUAUAUGGCGCGAGUAUGGAUUUCAAGAUGGUGGAAUCAUUGUUUGAGAAGCUAGAUUCCAAUCCCAGUAUCAACAAGAAGGAGUUGCAUUUUGUUGUUGCCAACAUUCAUGAAAGAGCAGGUAGAUUUAAUGAUGCUUCCCGAAUCAUGAGCAGGAUGAAUCACAGAGCAAUAAAAAGUUAUGGUAAUGCUUAGAACAUUGAAGUAUGAAUCUGACUUUCACAUGUAACUUGAAUUGACUAACAUUCUUUGGCCACAUAUCUAUAAAUAUAGUAUUCCCAACUAGGUGUCAAAAAUUAUCAAGUGUAUAUGAUAUUAAGCAACACACAUUCUGCAUUCUGAAUAGCAUCAUCCGUGUAAUUAAUCAUUACAGUUCUUAAGAGCACUACACUACUAUGCUCGUUUUACCUCUUUAAAGAAAAUGGAGCCAAAUUUUCAUCUACAUGAUUGAUGUGUAUUUGCUGAGAAUUUCAACGGUGAAUCUAAUUUGAAAACACUAAGGGCUGGUUUGAAUCACUUUUGAUUUUUAGUUUUUAAAAAGUGUUUUAUAAAUUUGUUUUGAAAAACUGUUUAAAAAAAAAGAAAAAUAUGUGUUUGACAAAGAAAUUUUAAAAACUGUUUUAUAGAUUAAUUAUUAAGAAAUCCAUUGGAGAGGACCUUUUUAGUGAUUUUUUA